AUGGGCGGCGGGUCGCCGUGCGCGUCGUGCAAGCUGCUGCGGCGGCGGUGCACCAAGGACUGCAUAUUCGCGCCCUUCUUCCCCGCCGACGACCCCCACAAGUUCGCCAUCGUCCACAAGGUCUUCGGCGCCAGCAAUGUCAGCAAGAUGCUCCAGGAGCUGCCGGCGCAGCAGCGAGGCGACGCGGUGAGCAGCCUGGUGUACGAGGCGAACGCCCGCAUGCGCGACCCGGUCUACGGCUGCGUCGGGGCCAUCUCCUUCCUGCAGAACCAGGUCUCCCAGCUGCAGAUGCAGCUCGCCGUCGCGCAGGCCGAGAUCCUCUGCAUCCAGAUGCAGCAGCGCGACGGCGGUGGCCACCACCAGCUGGACGGCGCCUGCGUCGACGACCACCACCACCAACACCACCCGCUCUUAGACCACCACCAACACCACCAGCAGAUGGCCGUCGACGCAGCCGACGCGGCGGCGUUCCUGGUGCAGAACGGCGGCGGCGGCGCAGGCCCGGCGCAGCUGAUGAGCAGCUACGGCGGCGCGGCGGCCGCCGGCGGCGGCGUGGUGCACUACGCGGCGGCGCAGGAGCACCUCAAGAGGGAGUCGCUCUGGACGUAG
Oryza brachyantha (malo sina) is the source of this 609-nucleotide messenger RNA. RefSeq names its product LOB domain-containing protein 12. The record is from RefSeq and is a predicted model, not a curated record. Lineage: Eukaryota; Viridiplantae; Streptophyta; Magnoliopsida; Poales; Poaceae. The transcript is spliced from 2 exons. Bases 1 to 609 code for a protein of 202 amino acids.